AUGAUUAUAGGUUCCUUAAAUAUUAGAGGGGGCGCGAAUGCGUUAAAGAGGAGAAGGAUAAAAGCUUUGAUUAAAAAGGGUAAGGCGGUGAUUUUUAUGAUUCAAGAGACAAAAAUUUCUUCUUUGAAGGACAAUUUGGCGAGGAGUUUUUGGAGUUCUUUGGAGGUUGGUUAUUCUUUUUCCAAUUCGACGGGUAUGUCAGGAGGUUUGUUGACUUUGUGGAAUACCAGUAAAGUGGAAGUUGUUCAUAGUUUUAAAGGCGGAGGCUUUUUGGGUAUUAAAGUUGUUUGGAAGGGUCAUUUUUAUUAUGUUGCUAAUGUUUAUUCGUCUUGUGAGUUGGCUAAUAAGAGAGCGUUGUGGGAGGAGCUUUUAAGGUUGAAGAACAUCUAUAUUGAUGGGGAGUGGAUCAUAGGAGGAGACUUUAAUGCGGUUAAAGAUAGAAGUGAGAGGAAAGGAAGAUCCGGGGCGGUGAACAACAUGGAAAUGAGCUUGUUCACGGAGUUCAUUGACAAAAGCCUUUUGUUGGAUUUCCCUUGCAAGGGGAAGAAAUUCUCGUGGUAUAGUGGUGAUGGAAAAUUGAUGAGUAGAAUUGAUAGGUUCCUUGUGGCGGAUAAUGUAGUGAAUAGAUGGGGAGUGAAUUGGCAAUUGAUUGGCGAAAGGGAUAUUUCCGAUCAUUGUCCUAUAUGGUUGGAAGUGGGUGACUUGAAUUGGGGACCGAAACCCUUUAGAUUUAAUAAUCAAUGGUUUUCUCAUGAAGCAUUUAUACCUUUUGUGAAGAAGGAGUGGUUGAAUUUGAAACUUAAUGGGAGGGGGGAUUUUGUUCUUAAGGAAAAGCUUAGGCUUCUAAAGGAAAAGUUGAGAGUGUGGAAUAGGGAGGUUUUCGGCCGGUAUUAUUUGGAGGUGGAGGAAGGGGUUAGUGAUUUGAACGUUGUUGAUGGAAGAUUGGAGGUGGAUUCCGAGGAUUUGCUUGUUGAAAAUUUAGAAAAAAGGAAGGAAGCGACUAGCCGGAUUUGGAGGAACUUGAUAAUUAAAGAAAACAUGCUUCUCCAAAAAGCUAGGUUGAGGUGGAUGACGGAGGGUGAUACUAAUAGUGGUUUUUUCAUAAAGUCAUGA
Messenger RNA from Vicia villosa (hairy vetch), 1113 nucleotides. RefSeq lists its product as uncharacterized. Gene Ontology annotation, molecular function: catalytic activity. The transcript has a single exon. The coding region runs from base 1 to 1113 and encodes 370 amino acids. The record is from RefSeq and is a predicted model, not a curated record. NCBI's taxonomy places the organism in Eukaryota, Viridiplantae, Streptophyta, Magnoliopsida, Fabales, Fabaceae.